AACUACAAAUAUUGGUUGUCAGUCCAUUACUGCACGGUUUCCUAGCAAUUGCAACACAGCUCGUUCAAUGGUUUUCGUAAAUACUGUUGUGUACCUACCAGUUUAAUUUAGUGUUCUAAAAAUUGCGCGUGUAUUCACGUUAAAAUCCUUUUUAUCACAAUCAUUUUUUAAAAAUUGAUAUAUUUUAACAGUAAAAGCACAGAUGUCGGCUGGAGAUCUUGUAAAUAGUCUCGGUAAGCUUGAAAGUAAGCUGAAACAAGUAAAAUUUCCAAAUUAUCGAAGAGCAGACUUCCUUUCAGGAACUUUGGAUAUCUACCUUGCUGUAUACGGUUAUGUGUUUUCAUCGUUUAAUUGUGAAUUUAGUAAAGCUAUUGCUGAAAGAGGUUUGGAACUUUAUGGUAAAACUAACAAACACUUCGUCGACAAUCUCUAUCGCAUAGUGCGAGAUGUUUUGUGUUAUAAACCUCCCAUUACAAAAAAUAUGUUCUUGAUUGAUAGAGCCUUUAUUGAGAUGAAAAUGAUAAUGUGUACACAUAUUUUGGAUUUAGUUCUACAAAAAUGUAAAGAGUUCUCGACUGUGACUCGUAGAAGUAGUCGCUGCAAAACACGAAUUUUAGCCAACAAAUCUAAUACAAACGAAGGACCUCGCCUGAGAAAUAGUAUAAACACCGCUAAUGAAGAACCUACUAACCCUGUUAAAGUGUCAAAUUCUUCUGCGUCUACUCUAUAUCGUCUUGAUAACAAUACACACUUUUAUAAUCAACAAAAUGCCACCAGAUCUCACUUACAUAAACCUGAACACAAUCCAGAAGACACCCAAACUGAAAAAACGGAUAAGACCGAUUAUUCCAUUAAACCGCAUCUUGGGAAAAAAUUGUUCCAUGCUUGUUCUGCUUUAGGGAUUCCAAAGAACUAUCAAAUUACUCAGUUUGCAUUGCCUCCAAAUUCAAAAAGUCGUGUAAUUCUUGAAAAACAGAAAUCAAACAUUGAGAAAAUCCCAGUCAGAGUUGAAAUAGGACCCUUUCCAAAGAAAGAAAAAACCCAAGAACUUUUUAUAACCCAGAAUGAAAACUCAAAUCAUCCAUCAAACUGUGUUGAGAAACAGGAUGAUCACAUUUCAAACACUAUUCCUAAAGUAGUAAGAUGUCCACUAACUAGCACCCUCCAAAAUGCUGAAAAGAUUUCAAAUUCUUCAAAAGAGAUUAAUCAUGAUCCCAUGAUGGAAAACAUCUCAGAAACUUUAGUCAAAUCUGCAAAGAUUCUCCUGGAUUUACAACAGAAAAAUCUAGAAGGAAUGAUAUCAAAUUCUUCUAAAAUGUUUGUAGGCAAAGAAAAUUCUCCAGUAUUAUCAUCAUUAGACACGGAAAUCACUCCUGUUGAGCCUCAACAGAAUGCAAAAGAAAAUUUCACGAAGAACCAAACUUGUUUUCAUCCCUCUUCUGUUGAGCUGGGUAUUACCUGUAAAAAAGAAUUGGAUUAUUGCCUUGCCAAAAUGAAUUUGAUGGAAUGUGCUAUUAAGUCCUUAGAAUCUAAAUUAGAAAAUCUGUGAUAAACUCCAAUUUGAUAUAUUUUUAAUUAACAACUAUAUUGUAAUGAAAAUAUAAGCAUUAAUACUAUGAAUUGCAAUUAUAAAUAUGUAAAUCAUUUGUGUAUAUAUAAAGGUAUAUGUGUGUGUGUGCAGCAGCUUUUAAUAUGUAUGAUUUUAUAUGCUAUUCAAUAUUAAUGCAUUUAUAAUAAUCAGUUUUAUUAAGUUAUUAUUAUUCCUUUUUCAAAUUUCAUGUAUAUUAAAUUACAAUCUUAUUACAUUCAUUAAAAAAAAAUAAUUACUACAUGAAGGAUACCUAGCAUUGUCCAGGAAAUAAAAUGCAUAGCUGGUGGCUAUGUAUUUCUUGAAUGAAAAUAACGGUAAUUCUGCCUAGAUUUAUUACUUCAAAUACAAUGCUUAUUUUAUUUGUAAGGUAUAUAUGUGUGUUGUGCAGCAGGUUUUUCGUGUCUUUGCAUAUCCUCAGUAGUCGCAGCUCAUGUCUCACUACAUGGCAGUGAGACAUGGGCUGUAACUUCUGAGGAUAUGUGAAAACUUGAAAGAAAUGAAACCAGUAUGCUAGGCUGGAUGGGUAAUGUCAGCAUGCAUAUAUGACAGGGUGUAAGUGAUUUGAGAGAAAAACUGGGUAUAUGUAGCAUCAGAUGUAGUGUGCAAGAGACAAGACUGUGCUGGUAUGGCUAUGUAAUAUUUAUGAAUGAAGACAGUUGCAUCAAGAGGUGCCAAUCUCUAAUUGUAGAGGGAAUGUAGAAGGGGUAGAUCCAGGAAGACUUGCAACAAAAUGGUGAGAAAGGAUCUACAAAUGUUGGGAUACACAGAGAGGAUGUCGGGACUGCGAUUCUUGUCAGUUUGCUAUGCUUGAAAAGAUAUGUCAAGAUAAAUAAAAGUAUGGUUGCCCUUGCAUACCUAACCUUGUGGGCUUGUAAGUGCUGGUGCCACAUAAAAAGCUAUUUUAUUAUAUUCAAUGCAUUCACUGUGUAUUUAUUAAUAAUGAGAUAUUUGUGGUUUUGGAGUGUUAGCUCCUAUUUCUAGCAAUUGGUAUUCUGAUACCCUACUUUAUUUAUUUGUAUAUUUUACCUAUAUAUGUUAAACUUGCUGGCAAUUCUAUUAUUAUUAUUAUUAAUGGUAAUAAUACUUUAUUUAAUUUUAUAUAUAUAUAUAUGUAUACUAGCAGAGAUACUGUUUUUUGAAUGAGGAUGCGCGUGUGUUGAGAUGUUCCUUAAUGCGAGUACGCAAAGUUCGAGUUGUGCUGCCUAUAUAAAACACCUUACAUUUGUUGCAUUCUAUUCAGUAUACUACAUGUGUCUGCUGGCGCAUACCUGUAUCACGGAUAGGACAGUUAGUUAAUGAGCAUUGAUUGUUGUCUCUAGAUAGCUUUUUAUUCAGGUAUCCGUGCAGAGAGGGGCCGGAGUGUGCUAAUUGUAUGUCCAGUCCUUCGUUGUGUAUGGCUCUACAAAUUGCUGUGGUUAUGCUUUCAUUGAAAUGUGGUAAUUUCAUGAAGCAGGUGUUAGAGAAGGUGCUUUUUGUUUCAGUAAGUUUCUAAAAUAAUGAAGAAUUUAAUAAAAUAAGUUUUUAAUUAUUAA
Molecule: messenger RNA, 3123 nt
Organism: Octopus bimaculoides (California two-spot octopus)
Lineage: Eukaryota; Metazoa; Mollusca; Cephalopoda; Octopoda; Octopodidae
Biological process (GO): centriole-centriole cohesion; centriole replication
Cellular component (GO): centrosome; spindle pole
Source: RefSeq, a predicted model, not a curated record